AUGAGCAAACGCGCCAUCCGAACCGACAACGCCCCGGCCCCCAAGCCUUUCUUCUCCCAGGCCAUCGUGCACGAGAAGACGGUCUAUACCUCGGGAGCCGUGGGCAUGGACCCCGCGACGGGCCGGCUGGUCGAAGGGACUACCGGAGACCGCACGGUCCAAUGCCUGAAGAAUCUCUCGAACAUCCUCGAGGCGGCGGGGAGCUGUUUGGAUAAUAUCAUUAAAGCCACGAUCUUUAUCGAUGAUAUGAGUAACUAUGGGUCCAUGAAUGAGGCCUACUUGAGUGUGUUCAGCAAUGGCUCGCCGCCGGCAAGAACUUGUGUGGCCGUGAAGCAGCUGCCGCUGGGGACGGAUGUGGAGAUUGAGGUUGUGGCUCAUCUUUGAACGGGGCAGUUGGAUGUUGUAGUGGGAAGUAAUGUGGGG
Molecule: messenger RNA, 423 nt
Organism: Aspergillus fijiensis CBS 313.89
Lineage: Eukaryota; Fungi; Ascomycota; Eurotiomycetes; Eurotiales; Aspergillaceae
Product: YjgF-like protein
Exons: 4
Coding region: 1-384 (127 amino acids)
Cellular component (GO): mitochondrion; cytosol
Molecular function (GO): deaminase activity
Source: RefSeq, a predicted model, not a curated record